This is a messenger RNA of Scomber scombrus (Atlantic mackerel), 4743 nucleotides long. It is a transcript of the gene rims1b, whose product is annotated as regulating synaptic membrane exocytosis 1b. The record is from RefSeq and is a predicted model, not a curated record. Gene Ontology annotation, biological process: positive regulation of synaptic transmission; regulation of membrane potential; regulation of synaptic plasticity. Gene Ontology annotation, molecular function: transmembrane transporter binding; small GTPase binding. The transcript is spliced from 33 exons. NCBI's taxonomy places the organism in Eukaryota, Metazoa, Chordata, Actinopteri, Scombriformes, Scombridae. Gene Ontology annotation, cellular component: cytoskeleton of presynaptic active zone; presynaptic membrane. Bases 1 to 4743 code for a protein of 1580 amino acids.
AUGUCCGCCUCGGUGGGGCCCCAAGGCGGCCCUCGCCCACCCACCGCGCCGCCAUCCAUGCCGGAUCUGCCGGACCUCAGCCACCUCACCGAAGAGGAGAGGAAGAUCAUCAUGGCAGUGAUGGCUCGGCAAAAGGAGGAAGAGGAUAAAGAACAAGCCAUGCUAAAAACACUGCACCAGCAGUUUGAGAGCUACAAACAGGAGGUGCGUCGCAUUGGAGCGGAGACGCGGCGUCAGCAGACCCAGCAGAAGGAUGACGCACCCACCUGCGGUAUCUGCCGCAAGACCAAGUUUGCAGACGGCUGCGGCCACCUUUGCUCCUACUGCCAGACCAAAUUCUGCGCUCGCUGCGGGGGCCGGGUCUCCCUGCGCUCCAACAAUGAGGACAAAGUGUGUCUCAUAGUGAAGGACAGGGUAAUGUGGGUAUGCAACCUGUGCCGUAAGCAACAGGAGAUUCUCACCAAAUCAGGAGAAUGGUUUUCGGGGUCAGGGGUGCGGCCUGGGAGCCUGGGCACCUCUUUGACCGACCCAGCCACGGGAGGUGAGGCCCAACGGGACAGGAAGCUACUUCGCUCCAGGUCCCAAGCCCCACCCUCCACCAAUUCCAACGCAGGCCUGCCAGACGGGACACAGCCACCCCCUGGUGUCACUGCUGCCAAGGGUGCUGACACCAUGCCUGGCUCCCGCUCCCAAAGUGAACCACCCAGAGAAAAGAAAAGGCCAGUUUCCCUCCAUGAACAAAAUGGUAAGGGAGGCAUGGGGCGCGGUAGUGGGCGGAGGCCUGCUGGGAAGUUGCCUUCUCAGUCAUCCCUGGAUGAGCGGGUAGGCCCCGCCGACCGAGGAGAGAGACGGUUAGGAGAUGGCCGGAGACUGGAGAAGAUCCAUUCUCAGGACUAUGAGGAUGGGGAGGAGAAUUUGGGUCGUUUAGAAACACACCGCAGACGCCAAGAUGAUGAGGAACAGAGAGAGCGCCAGCGCCGUGAGGAGGAGUUCCAGAAUCGUUACCGUAGUGACCCCAACCUUGCCCGAUACCCAGUUAAACCGCAGAAGGAGGAGCAGGAGAUGCGCAUGCAUGCUAAAGUUUCCAAGGUCCGUCAUGAACGACGACACAGUGAUCUAGCGAUCAAUGAGGUUGGACUAGGGCCUGGCGAAGGAGGUGCAGGGGAGGUACCUGAAAACCGACUGGCCAGGAGAGGUGGAGGUGGGGAGGGAGACCGCAAGGCCGUCUUGGAGAACCACCAAGCUUACUCUGUGGAUAGGACCGUGGGGGUUGGAGGGGGACCUCCCCCUGUAGGUGGUGUGAGAUCAGGGCCCCAACCUGGGGGACCAGUGCCUCCAGAUUGGGGCCCGAACAAGGGCCGCCUAGAGCCCGGUACAACACGGACACCAAGGGACAAAGGUGGGGAUAACCUGCUGAGGAAGGACUCUCAAAGCUCAGACCAGUCGGAAUCUUUGCGGCCACCCCCUCCACGGUCAUACAAGAGCAAACGCGGAGUCAACAAGAGGCAGAUGUCCAUCAGCAGCUCAGAGGAGGAGGGCGGCUCCACGCCCGAGUACACCAGCUGUGAGGACGUGGACAUGGAAAGCGUCAGCGAGAAAGGUGACUGGGAUUGUCAUCCACUAGAUCCUACAGUGUGGCAUCAUCCAGUUACAUGGCAGCCAUCCAAAGAGGGCGAUCACCUGAUCGGGCGCAUCACUCUAAGCAAGAGGUCUGCCAUGCCCCGAGAAGCUGGCUCCCUCCUCGGCCUAAAAGUGGUAGGAGGGAAGAUGACAGAGACAGGGAGACUUGGGGCCUUCAUCACCAAAGUCAAGAAAGGCAGCCUAGCAGAUGUCGUGGGACACCUACGAGCAGGUGACGAGGUUUUGCAGUGGAAUGGGAAGUCGUUGCCAGGAGCAACCAAGAAAGAAGUGUACAACAUUAUCCUUGAAUCCAAGGCUGAGCCUCAAGUGGAGAUUGUUGUUUCAAGACCUAUCGGAGACAUCCCAAGAAUCCCAGAGUCAUCCCACCCUCCUCUAGAAUCUACAGGCUCCAGUUCCUUCGAGUCACAGAAAAUGGACCGUCCCUCUAUAUCAGUAAUGUCCCCUACUAGCCCCGGGACCCUCAGAGACCUUCCUGUGGUAUUGCCUGGACAGCUCUCUGUGAAACUGUGGUACGACAAAGUGGGCCAUCAGUUGAUCGUCAACGUCCUUCAAGCCAUAGACCUGCCACCCCGACCAGACGGACGACCUCGGAACCCCUAUGUCAAGAUGUACUUCCUGCCUGAUAGAAGUGAUAAGAGUAAACGACGGACUAAAACAGUGAAGAAGAGCGCCGAGCCCAAGUGGAACCAGACCUUCUUAUAUUCCCACGUUCACAGACGGGACUUCCGAGAACGCAUGCUAGAGAUCACUGUCUGGGACCAGCCCAGGGUCCAGGAGGAGGAAAGCGAAUUUCUGGGCGAGAUCCUGAUAGAGUUGGAGACCGCCUUGCUGGACGACAUUCCUCAUUGGUAUAAACUCCAGACGCAUGACGUGUCCUCUAUACCUCUGCCACAGCCUUCUCCGUACCUCCCACGCAGACAUGUCCAUGGAGACAGCCCCAGCAAGAAACUACAGAGGUCUCAUCGCAUCAUUGAUACAGAGUUUGAUGAUGGUUUGAUAGUAACUAAAGAUGCAGAGCGUAACUCGAGGGAGAGAGAGCGAGGCAGUACUCUGGCUGUGCCCGAGCAGCAGCGAACCGUCCAGCACCGCUCCCGCUCGGUGUCUCCUCACAGAGAAGACUCCUGCAGGGCGAGGUCACGACCCGCACACGUGCCCAUGCAAAGGAGUCUGGAUGAGAUCCACCAGAACCGCCCCCACUCCCACUCCCCCUCCCCCUCCCGCUACCACGACUCCCACUUGGAGCAUCAGCGCUCCGGUGACUCGGACUACGAGUACUCUGAGGACAGUGAGGUCCUGGAGAUGCACAGGUCUAUCCGGGGCGGGAGUGCCGAGUGCCUGCACACAAACAGGGGCGUAGGUAGAUACAGCAACACACUCCCCCCCAAAAUGCCCCUGUUAGUAAACGGUAUCCAUAAAGACAUUUACAGCGACCUGCAGCCAUCGUUGGACAGAGUGAGGAGUGCCAGCACCACUUGUCUGAGACCAGACACCAACUUUCACUCUCCUGACAGAGACAGGUGCUCCAACUCUUUGCCCCGCAAGACUCCCCCAAGACCCAGGAUCUUAGUAGAACAUGUGGCCCCUGAGGAAGACAGGCAGUGUAGCAAUUCAUCAAGUCCGAACUGUCUAAGGGGCAGCAAAAAAAGCCUGGAGGGUGACAGUCGCAUCCAGCCCACCUCUAUCCUGAGGGGCAGUAGGGGGAGAGGGGGCCCACUGAGGCCCUUUGGCCAGACAGCCCUGGCAGGGUCCUGUACUAACUCGCCACGGCCAGACAGGUGCAUAGCACACCAUCACGGCAGCCCCUCUUCUCCCACUGGGACUCCCUCACCAGGUCGCAGGGGCAGGCAGCUGCCGCAGCUCCCUGCAAAGAGCAGCAGCAUAGAGCAAGUCCUUGCGGCAGAGGAGCGAGCCCGACAGCUGCAGAUGAAAGUACAUUCCUACCGGCCUUCAGCCUCCCACGACCCCGAGACGGACCUCAAGACCAAGCGGGAGAUGUACGCAGAACAGAGGCGCAGCAGUGACAACAUGUCGGCCAGAUCGUCAGACAGUGAUAUGAGUGAUGUGUCAGCUCUCUCCCGUGCCAGCAGUGCCUCCCGCCUCAGUAGCACCAGCUACAUGUCUAUCCAAUCAGAACGACCCGGGGGACGACUCAGUAGGCAGAUGCGAGCGUCGGCGGGCCGCAGCAUGCCGAAGAGCUCCAGCGUGAGCGGGGAGAUCUACACCCAAGAGCGCACAGACGGCAGCCAAUCGGACACGGCGCUGGGCACGGUGGGCGGCGGCAGCAAAAAGAGACGCUCCAGCCUCAGCGCCAGGGUGGUGGCCAUCGUGGGUAACCGCCGCAGCCGCAGCACUUCACAGAUCAGCGGCCCUGAGGGGAAGAGUAAGAAGGAGAAGGGUGCGCCCAUCCAGAGGAGCACAGAGACCGGCAUGGCAGUGGAGCUGACCAGGAACAUGAGCCGCCAGCCCAGCAGAGAGUCCAACAAUGGCAGCAUGAACAGCUGCAACUCUGAGGGAAAUUUCUGUGUUAGUUUGCUCUUCUCUGGAGUCAAUCUGGGUGCCAGCAGUCAGUUCAGUGACUUCCUGGAUGGUCUGGGACCGGCUCAGUUAGUGGGCAGGCAGACACUGGCUACACCUGCCAUAGGUGACAUCCAGAUUGGGAUGAUGGAGAAAAAGGGUCACCUGGAGGUUGAAGUUAUCAGAGCGCGUGGACUCGUCCAAAAGCCAGGAUCCAAAUCUCUCCCUGCUCCGUAUGUCAAAGUCUAUCUGCUGAAUAAUGGAGCGUACGUAGCCAAAAAGAAAACCAAGAUUGCACGGAAAACACUUGACCCACUGUACCAGCAAGCACUGCUAUUCGAGGAAAGCCCACAGGGUAAAGUCUUACAGGUGAUUGUAUGGGGAGACUACGGCCGCAUGGACCAUAAAAGCUUCAUGGGAGUUGCACAAAUCCUAUUGGAGGAACUGGACUUAUCAAGCACAGUAAUCGGUUGGUACAAGUUGUUCCCACCUUCCUCCUUGGUGGAUCCGACGCUCGCCUCCCUAACACGGCGAGCUUCCCAGUCAUCGCUGGACAGCUCUUCCGGACCACCCGGGGUCCGAUCCUAG